AAACACAGUUUGGGCGCCGUUGUAGUAACGAAUACCAUUUCAUUACUAAGUAACAUUUCGGGAUCGAUCAAACAAUUGAAUAAUGAUUGGAAAAUAAGGUAUAGACAUAUUAAGACUUCAAGCAUUGGUUUUGUUUGAAAACAUUUCUCACAAUUAAAAACGUCCACAAUGUCGCAAAUCGAUAAAAUUACACCGGAAGAGUUGCUGAGACUUCGCGCCGAUUGUUUGGAGCGUCUACACGAGUCAAAACUCUAUGAAUUGCGUAAUGAUGCUAAGUUACGUGCUGUGAGUACGACUCAAACCUAUGAUGAAUUCAAGGAUAUUGUGGAUGCGGCACAUUUGCAGCCGAUAAGCAGGCAGGAUAAAAGGAAUGCGAAGACGAAGAAUCGCCUGUGGAAUUCAGCAGCACGCGAAGAAUAAUUGGAAUGAAAACUAACAUACACCCAGGGUCGUGCACAUAUGUAUGUCUGUAUAUGUACUACGUUUGUAUGUUCUUGUGUAAAUAUUUCUUAUAAAUUUCUUAUGUAUUUAUUCUUAAUGCAAAAUUGCGGAAACUAUACGCCGUUGGGGGCAUCAGAAAUA
Anastrepha ludens (Mexican fruit fly) is the source of this 582-nucleotide messenger RNA. Its product is annotated as coiled-coil domain-containing protein 103. The transcript is spliced from 2 exons. Bases 169 to 420 code for a protein of 83 amino acids. Lineage: Eukaryota; Metazoa; Arthropoda; Insecta; Diptera; Tephritidae. The record is from RefSeq and is a predicted model, not a curated record. Gene Ontology annotation, biological process: epithelial cilium movement involved in extracellular fluid movement; determination of left/right symmetry; inner dynein arm assembly. Gene Ontology annotation, cellular component: outer dynein arm.